AUGUCAUUUUUAAAAGCCAUUCUUCUGUUGGUUCUAUUUAAAACUUUAUUUGGAUUAAACAGUGGUUUCAAUGAACUUAUCGUAAGGGUCUACCGUGAUAGUGAUAGUGCAACAUUAGCUUUCUUAUGUCUUGACGAUGAGUUCCUGAGUGGUUUUAUGAAACAACACGGAACGAAACCAGUUCUUAUUUUUAAUUCCCCCAUCAAAGGAAAAUCCAAUGAAAUUGUGAAGAGAAACACAAUUUUGGUAGUGAAACAAGGAAAACCAAGAGUUUCUUCAAUUUUAAUUCCUCAGAUCAUCGCGAAACUCGAAGUCCGAAAAUUCGUCAUAGUUCUUGCGACAAACUUCAAAAGCCUUCAAAAAUACUUCAAAUAUUUUUGUAAGCACAAAUUCACAAGGAUUUUUGGUUAUACCAAUAACACCUCGUUUGUAUAUCUCAACUACAGAGAUAACCCUAUUCAACAGAUAUCGAUGAGGAAAGACCAUGCACUUCCCAAUGCCUUGACGAACUUAAAUGGCUUUCGAAUUCGAACAACAUUUCAAACUGAUGUUCCCAGAACUUUCUGGUAUCACAACGUAAACGGUCAACCAAAAGUUGGUGGUUAUUUCGGACAAAUCUUCACAAAUUUCGUCGAAAAACACAAUGCAACAUUUGAAGAAGUAAUAUUGGAAAAUUCAACAAAUCGUAACUAUUUGGCAGUAUUGGAAGCUUGCAUGAAUGGUGACUUAGACAUUUCUUCGAAUGUAUUCUCACCAAUUCCCGGAUGUGAUCAUAGUUCGUUUUUAAAGUUAAAUGCUUUUGGAAUUAUGGUUCCGAUGAAAAAAAAUGUCAAUUCAUACCACUACUUUAUUAAACCAUUUACUCCUUUGCUCUGGAUGGCCAUUUUGAUGACUUUUCUUUAUAUUUCUGCAAUGGACUUUCUCAAGGACUUCUAUUCUGGGAAUCAAGCGGAUGUUUGGAAAAGUUUAAGUGAAACAUUUCUGCGAUUGCUGAAUUUACCUUCGAGACUACCGACGGCAUCUUAUCGAUUUCAUACACAAGUUCUGAUCUUUGCAUUCGUGCUGGGAAAUUUCUAUUUAAAUUACUUCACGUCGUUUUUGACAGUUUUUGUGAAAGUAAAGCAAUUCGAGACAUUCGACGAUUUGUUAGAAAAUAACAUAAGUGUUAUGGUUCCUUUGGAUGCAGUUGAUUUUUUUUAUUUAGAACACCCGAAAGUACAAGGAAACAAUCUUUAUAAGAAAAUUAUCAUUACAACUGAUUAUGAAACUUUCAUCGAGAAUUUGAAUUCAAUGAAAGCUUCCAAUAAGGCUUAUAUCAUAUCACACGAUAGAUUUGAGUUUUUGAUAAAGGUUCAGGCUAUUUUCGAAGAACCAAUGUUUCGAAUGAUUGAAUUUUUUAAGGAAUAUUUUCAAACAUUUCUUCUAUCACCACACUCGCCGUUUAAGGAGAUUUUAAGUUUAUUUAUAGUGAGGACAUUCGAAACAGGAUUGACUAUGAAAUGGGAAGGUGAUACAGUUUCGCAGGCUUUAAGAGCCGGAUUCGAUUGGGAUGGAAGAAGAAAUGGUGCGGAAAUAUUGCAUACACCUUUGACAAUGAUUCAUUUGCAAUUUGCUUGGAUUUGUUUGGCAUUUGGAUGGAUAUUAGCAGCAAUUGUUUUGCUUUGUGAGAUUACAGUCAAUUCUGAUUGGAAAAUUUUCAGGAUCUAA
Molecule: messenger RNA, 1707 nt
Organism: Eupeodes corollae
Lineage: Eukaryota; Metazoa; Arthropoda; Insecta; Diptera; Syrphidae
Exons: 1
Coding region: 1-1707 (568 amino acids)
Source: RefSeq, a predicted model, not a curated record